Messenger RNA from Aspergillus steynii IBT 23096, 750 nucleotides. It is a transcript of the gene derA, whose product is annotated as putative ER-associated proteolytic system protein Der1. Gene Ontology annotation, cellular component: endoplasmic reticulum membrane; Hrd1p ubiquitin ligase ERAD-L complex. The coding region runs from base 1 to 750 and encodes 249 amino acids. Lineage: Eukaryota; Fungi; Ascomycota; Eurotiomycetes; Eurotiales; Aspergillaceae. The record is from RefSeq and is a predicted model, not a curated record. Gene Ontology annotation, molecular function: misfolded protein binding; ubiquitin-specific protease binding. The transcript is spliced from 2 exons. Gene Ontology annotation, biological process: endoplasmic reticulum unfolded protein response.
AUGGCCGCCAUCUGGGGUAACGGGGGACAGGCCGGGCAGUUCCCCCUGGAACAAUGGUUCUACGAGAUGCCUCCCGUGACUCGAUGGUGGACGGUGGCGACCGUGGCUACGUCCGUCCUGGUGCAGUGCCAUAUCCUAACUCCUUUCCAGCUGUUUUACAGCUUUCGCGCAGUCUAUGUCAAAUCCCAAUAUUGGCGAUUGCUGACCACCUUUUUAUACUUCGGUCCGCUGAAUCUUGAUUUACUUUUCCACGUCUUCUUCCUCCAGCGGUAUUCGCGCCUGCUAGAGGAGACGUCAGGUCGCUCGCCGGCCCAUUUCUCGUGGCUGCUUUUCUACGCCAUGACCUCCUUAUUAAUGCUGUCGCCCUUUUUGUCCCUCCCGUUCCUAGGCACUGCCUUGUCCUCGAGCUUGGUCUACAUUUGGAGUCGCCGAAACCCCGAUACUCGCCUUAGCUUCCUUGGCAUGUUGGUCUUCACGGCCCCAUAUCUCCCCUGGGUGUUGAUGGCAUUCAGCCUGGUCGUCCACGGCAUUGUGCCUAAGGAUGAGAUCUGCGGCGUCGUGGUUGGACACGUCUGGUAUUUCUUCAACGAUGUCUACCCGUCCCUCCAUGGCGGUCACCGUCCUCUUGAUCCUCCCGGGUGGUGGAUGCGCUUUUUCGAAUCCAGGGCCGGCACCGGCGAUGCGCGAGGAACCGACACCGCGAACUUUAACCGUGACCUGGCGGCUGCUGCGGCGCCUGAAGUUCGAUGA